AUGAGUACAUACUUGAGUUGGUUGCCAUCAAUAGACGUUAGCUCUUACUUAAGGUACCCGGGUGGGAAUAAUAAUUCACAAACCUCUAAUAAUACAAAGACUUCAACACGAACAAUUCAGAGUGAAAAUAGCACAAUGUUUGGGUUUUUCGGUGGCUUGUUUGAUAGAGCUCCCAAAAUUGAAAAAUAUUCCCCUGAGAACUUAAGGAAUCUAGGUGAUCUUCUUUAUGAACGUUCAAAACCUGGAAAUGAUGAAAGAGUGGUUGAUGUAUUAAAGGAAAUGACACAAAUUUUGGUUUGGGGUGAUCAACACAAACCGACUAUACUUGAAUAUUUUUUUGAAAAUAAUAUACAUUAUGACAUUUUAAAUUUUUUGGAACAAACUAAUAGUCCAAAUGUAACGAAACAAAUAUUACAAACCAUGAAUAUUUUAUUUGAAAAUAUCCAUGAUCUAACUUCACUGUAUUUCUUGUUGUCUAAUAAUUUUGUCAACCGAAUAAUAUGUCACAAAUUUGAUUUUUCGAAUGAUGAAAUCAUGGCGUACUAUAUUUAUUUAUUACGAACGUUAUCUUUUAAGUUGGAUACCAACACGUUAUUUUUCUUUUUUAAUGAGCGACAAGAUGAUUUUCCUUUAUAUUCGGAAGCGAUCAAGUUCUUUAAUUCGGAUGAGAGUAUGAUACGAGUUGCUGUUCGGACAGUGACAUUAAAUAUAUUUGGUGUUAAUAAUGCACAAAUGCAAGAAUUCAUUCUGGACAGAAACGCGGCUCCAUAUUUCUCAAACUUGGUUAACUUUAUUUCCAACUUCUCGACAAUUUUGGACGACAUAAGCAAUUCGCCCAACUACCACAAUCAAUAUCAGAGAUUUAACUACUAUCUCGCAGAGCAUUGCGAUAAUUUUUAUUAUAUUAACGAUAUCAUAAAUUUGGACAAUGAAAAAAUGAACCAAGAGUUAACUUCGCACUUGAUGGAUCUUUUAUUGAAACCUGUAUAUGCAGAUAGUUUGGUUCACAGAAAGUUGUUACCGUAUAAGCAGUCAACGCGUAUAGAUUCGGUGGUGGCGCUUGCACUUUUGUGUCACGUUCUUCACAUAUUUCGUCAUCCGCCAUUAGUUACAGCGAUGGUUGCAAUGCUUUUUUCAAAUUCGCCAGAGUUAAUGGAUUAUCCGCAAUCACCUAGACUUGACACCACAUAUGCAAAUCCUUCUUCAUUAUUUAAAAAUAGGAAUCUUUAUCGAGAGGCUAUAAUGGGGUUCUUGAUUCCCGAGGAAUCAGUUUCAGAUGAAGAUGAAGAUGAAGAAGCAGACUAUCAUGAUUUGAACACCUUGCCGGCUCUUUGUUUAAUAUACAUGUCAUGUAGGAAUCAUGCGAUUGCACCAGAUAUACUUUUGGCUACAGAAGUUUAUUCUCAAAAGUUAUUAAAGACUCGUCGUUUGUUGGACUCAUUAGUGUCCGACACCGAGGAUCUAUCGAAUGACACACCCUUUUCGUUUAGUCACAGAGUUUCAUUUGAUACGGCAUCAAUGACAUCAACAGCAACUACUGCAUCACAGAGUAAACCGCUGAUUACGGAUGAUUUAGAUGGUGAAUUAUUAAACUUCUCAACAAAUUCCAAGCCUGAUCAAUUAUUUGUGAAUGAUAUGGAUAAAACCCUAUACGAAUCAUCACUUGCUCCUUCCAUAAAAAUAACCGGAGAAAAUAAUUAUAAUUACCAGCAUCAAACAAGAAAUUACCGUGCGGAACUAGUUCAAAAUAUCAUCACACUUUUGUGCGUUCAUUAUCGAUUAUGUAGACCGAUUACACUUCAGAUGGCUGCAGAGGUAUUACUUGAGCUCUUAUAUUAUAAUGGUUCGGGAGAGUGUUUAACUCUGGAGCAAACAGAAAUGAUAAACAUAACUGAAAAAUUAUUACAAGAACGGGUGAAAAACUAUUUCCUGAAAAAUCACGAAUUUCAGUUAGACAAAUUCGAAAGGGCAGUUAAUGAAUCAAUGUUUGGAGGAGAUAAGUAUGUUGGAGAAAUUAUAAUGAAUGCAAAAUUAUUAUUUCCGCCACCAUCUCCAGUUCCACAAUCGACGUCGAUAGAUACCGAGGAUGAAAAUAUCAUCAGAGAUAUCAAAACACUUCACCUUCUUCGUCAAUCUCGUAUUCUAUUAUCAAGAAAAUCGAUAUUAGAAGAACCAACUUUUGAGGAGGUAGGGUAUAUAGAAGAAAAUAAAUAUAAAUCAGAAUUGGUUUACCAUAAUGGAUUAGUUGAUGAAAAUUUUGAUCAAGCCCGUCAACAAAUGUAUUCUACAACUACGAAAAAUGAUUACAAAACUCAUCAAAGAAGUAAUACAAAAGAUUCGACUUCAUCUUGGUUAUGA
Messenger RNA from Funneliformis mosseae, 2358 nucleotides. The record is from the annotation of a GenBank genome assembly. NCBI's taxonomy places the organism in Eukaryota, Fungi, Glomeromycota, Glomeromycetes, Glomerales, Glomeraceae.